AUGUUGCUCUUCAAGUCCUGCGGCCUUCUCGUUCUUGCCGUUUUGUCGGUCAUCGGUGCCCCUGUGGGUACGCCCAAACCGGCGGCCAAAGGCCGCGCUACCCUCAGCAGGUCCAAGUCACUCGUUGGUAAAGGACCAGCCGCGAAGGCACCCGCCCCCGCGACUGCUGCCAAAAAGACAGUGGUCAAAGGCAAAGGUAAGGGGCCUACAUCGCCUGGCAGGGCAGCUCCAGUAGCUGCUGCUGGUGCUGCCGCGGUCCCCUCCACAGCGCAAACGAAGGCCGGCAGCAGCAUUGCACAGAAAGCCCACAACCUCAUUGACAACAUCCACGCGACCGACGACCUCAUUAUCUUCGACUCGCCCGCGUAUUCCGAUGCCAACGGCAACACCAUCGUCGCCCUUCAGACCUUCGCCUCCAUCCGCCAGAUCGAUCUCCACAAGGUCACGAACGCCGUCACAGGUUUCCUCAAGACCCUCCACGUCGAUGUCGGUAACAGCCUCAACACUUUCCAGGAGCGCGUCAAGCUGCUUGGUGCCAUUGGCCUCCCGCACAAGUCGGUCCCCUUCAGCGUACCUGGAUGCUCUGGCACAGCGCAAUCGGGUCAGACUGCUGGUCUUCCUGAUCUCGGUAUCUCGUUGAAGACCGUCAACCUCGGCAAGUGUGGCGCAGCGCACGAGAUGACCGCGACCGCAACUCUGUCUGCCAGUGACAAGCGCGUCAUGAAGGGCUCGAUCUUCUUCUCCCCCAACUCUGGCUUUGGAGUGAUCUCCGAUAUCGAUGACACGAUCAAGGUCUCACACGUCCUCGACAAGGCUAAACUUAUCAAGUCGACGCUCCUCGAGCCACCCAAGGCUGUCCCUGGCAUGCCUGAGGUGUACGCCUCGCUUGCCAAGUCGCUCAAGCAGCCCCAGUUCGUAUAUGUCAGCGGCUCGCCCUACCAGCUCUACCCUUUCUUGAACUCCUUCAUCGACACCUCCUACGCCGCGUCUAAGGGCCCCAUCCUGCUCAAGAACUUGACUGCUGUCGACCCCGUCCAGACUAUCAAGUUCAUCACCGGCUCGAAUACACAGGCGUACAAGGUCAUGCAGAUUGACCGUCUGAGGGCAAUGUAUCCCGCUAAAAAGUGGCUUAUGGUCGGCGACUCCACCGAAAAGGACCCCGAGGUCUAUGCUGAGGCAUUCAAGAAGGGCGUCAAUGUUGCCUGCAUCUGGAUCCGCAACGUAGACGGCUCCGCCAACACCCCCGCUCGCUUCGCCGCUGCCUUCGCAGGCGUCCCGAAGACCAAGUACAGAGUCUACAAAGACGCGGAGAUCCCCUCCCUCUCUAAAGUCAAUGUCGCUGGUGGACAAUGUUAG
Molecule: messenger RNA, 1356 nt
Organism: Cyclocybe aegerita
Lineage: Eukaryota; Fungi; Basidiomycota; Agaricomycetes; Agaricales; Hemipholiotaceae
Source: the annotation of a GenBank genome assembly